AUGCAUAUCUUAGGUUCCCCUAAUCAAAAUAGUCAAUCACAUUAUCCUCAACACAAUUUAAAUUUCUCAAAUCCAAAUUCGUUCACCCAAUUUCCUCCAAAUUCAACCGAGAAAUUCCAAUAUUCUCAAUCUGACUCAGUAUUUCCUAUGUCCCAACACUUUCAGUCGUCGGUAGGUGGAGAGCCACUUCCAGAAUUUGAUACUUCAUUGCGAUCUCGUGCUACAUCAGUAGAAGAUGAUGAUGAUGAUGAUGUAGAAGACAAGAUUGAGGACAAUGAUGGUGAAGAUGGAGACACGCAAGCUGAAAAAACGUCUAGACAAUUUUGGUCGCACGCUGAAGAAGAAGUCCUGGUAAAAUCAUGGCUGCAGGCUAGUACAGAUAAAUAUGUUGGUACGAACCAAAAGGGAAAUACGUUUUGGGGCAAGGAAACAAGCGGUCAAUCUGAUGAUGAUGUUAUGAAGACUGCAUUUGCCAUAUACAAGAGUGACUCAAAGAAACAUGCAGAGUUUCAAGACAAGCAUUGUUGGGGAAUUCUAAGGGGGGCAGACCAAUGGAAGCCCAUAGGGAGUACUGUCAAGAAAUGCAAGAAGAAGACGGAAACUCAAGAAGGUGGCUCUAAGAGGAUUCGAAUUAAUGAAGAUGGUAACUUCUCCACUUCAACUGACCAAAUUACACCAACCAGUGGUGAUGUAGGUUGUUCCUUCCAGCCUCCUAGUGAUGGGUCUGUAAAAAAUAAAGGUAAGGGUAAGGGAAAAGUUAUGAACAUCCCUCCAGAGGCAUUUCAACAAUGGGUUGAUUCAGUAUCUGAGAUGAAUUUGUCAAGGACAAGUGAAACUGAAAUGGAACUUGCUAGGCUAAAACAUGAUAGAGAUAUCGAAAGUGAAAGGGUGCAGCUAGAGAGAGAGAAGGUAUUAGUGAAACAAAGAAAGAUUAAUUUGGAGUUAUUCAAAGUCCUUUCAUCAAAGGCAUACCUAAUAGAACAAGAAGAGGAAUUGAAAAAUAAUCUUGUUAAGGUAUUAUUUCCAUGA
Molecule: messenger RNA, 1029 nt
Organism: Beta vulgaris subsp. vulgaris (sugar beet)
Lineage: Eukaryota; Viridiplantae; Streptophyta; Magnoliopsida; Caryophyllales; Amaranthaceae
Exons: 2
Coding region: 1-1029 (342 amino acids)
Source: RefSeq, a predicted model, not a curated record